Cooperia oncophora is the source of this 195-nucleotide messenger RNA. NCBI's taxonomy places the organism in Eukaryota, Metazoa, Nematoda, Chromadorea, Rhabditida, Trichostrongylidae. The record is from the annotation of a GenBank genome assembly.
AUGGUGAAAAAAGGCUCGGCGUUCGCCAGUCGGAAUCUCCCUUACCUACCCGUUAUGAUAAGAAAAGGGCGUGGAAUCAUCGUCUCAAAUGGGACGCCUUGGAUGGAACAGCGUCGUUUCGCCUUACAUACCCUUCGCAACUUUGGUCUGGGGAGGAACAUCAUUGAAGAGCGGAUUAUGUUUGAUUUGAAUUGC